Messenger RNA from Closterium sp. NIES-65, 753 nucleotides. The record is from the annotation of a GenBank genome assembly. Lineage: Eukaryota; Viridiplantae; Streptophyta; Zygnematophyceae; Desmidiales; Closteriaceae.
AUGGCAGGGAUGGCUCCAUCAGUCCGCGAGAGCAUGAAGCUCGCGACGUGGUCCAGAACCGCGCCUUACGUCGUCCUCGCGGCGUCCGCCGUGCUCUUCGCCGCCGCCGUCACCAUCCGCUUCACCAAUCCAGACUUGGCGAGCUGCACGCCAGAGGACUUGGGCGCGGGGCAGAAGGCCAGUGGCGCGCAAGGCAGCGAUGAGGCAUCGCGGUUCCUGAUCAGCAACUUCGGGCUGCCCGGGCCCGUGCCGUGGGAGUGGAUCCGCAAGAGUGUUCAAGAUCAGUUCACUCUGGACGGCCGCGUGCAGGUGAAGAACCGGUUUGUGGAUGCGGACGCAAAGGACUCGGGGGCCAAGCCAUAUGUGUGGUCCACCGAUGGCAUCGACCAACAGGCCGCCAUGGCCCGCCGCCGCGACACCGGUUUUGGAUCGUACGGGCCGAACGUGACGGCUUCAUUCUACUCGGCGUUUGAGAAGUACCCGCUGGCUGGGAAAAACGUGCUGAUCGUGGGCAGCCAGUGGCCGUGGGUGGAGGCGAUCUGCCUGGGGUUCGAUGCGCACGCCAUCACGACGGUGGACUUCAACCGCCCCGUGGUGUCGCACCCUCGGCUGCGGCAGCUGGUGGUGGGCGAGCUGGAGGGCAGCAGCGAGACGUGGGACGCCGCCGUGUCCUUCUCCUCGCUCGAGCAUGACGGGCUCGGCCGCUACGGCGACCCCAUCAACCCCAACGGCGACCUCGAACGCAUGAAGAAG